This is a messenger RNA of Colletotrichum scovillei, 2073 nucleotides long. RefSeq lists its product as uncharacterized. Bases 1087 to 2073 code for a protein of 328 amino acids. The transcript has a single exon. The record is from RefSeq and is a predicted model, not a curated record. Lineage: Eukaryota; Fungi; Ascomycota; Sordariomycetes; Glomerellales; Glomerellaceae.
CGAGAUACGUAUAGGAUGGCAUACAGAACAACAUCCAACGGCGAUCAAUGGUGCAAUCCAGUCGACAGCCUCCAGCUCGCUGACCCCCACUGCUUGGUCACCACAUCAUCCACGCCGCACAUCGAACCAUUACAAAAGAAGAGUCCUAGAAGGUGCCACGGCAUCAAGGGUAUCCAAAUAGUGGUGCUCCGUACCCCAAAGCUUACCCAUCCAACCCCGGUAGCUCCUCGCACGCCAUCGCCGACAACCGAUGCCCCUCCCGUCCCACGGUCCCACUCACAUCGCCGACCUCCUCCGUUCCCGCGCCGACUGCCGGCUGCCGAUCCCCGGGCUCAAAAAGGCAAUCCAUCCUGGAGAUUCAUGGUGAUAAUCAACCUGUUGUUUGCUCUCUCGGUGCGUCAUGUUAAUUUGGUCGAGUAUCCCUUCGGCACGCCCUGGGUUACAAAUGUGACGUUUUCCUUCAUAUGCUUGGCUUUGAUGCUGACCAUUUCAUUUUCAAACCCGUCGUUGCUGAGACAAGCGCCACAACGACGAGGACGGAAUUCUUAUUUCCUACGGCCAACGCCCGUCGACAAUGCUCCGUUGGAAUCCUAUCUAGUCUCACCUUGCCACUGCUUUCUAGUGAAAGUAGAAACGCAAUUGACGGGCAUCCAUCAUCUCGGUAAAAUGCUGCGCCACUCGGAAGGAUCAUCAGCGUUCUCACGCGCCUCGACAUGUGGUUUGCUCUGGACGAGACUACGGCAGAGACACAGAAGCCUGACGGCUGAGUCGUGAGCUGAAUGUUUCAAGGUCGAAUUGACGGGGGUCCAUGGGAAAAUGCUGCUGCCUUGUGCAGACGGAGUUGACCUCCGUAAGAAUGCCACUCGUGGAAUCUUUGCCUCAUAUCGGACGCCCUUCUAUGUUCUUUGACCGGACAAAGACGACAAUUUACUAUAUCAGAAGAAGUAAGGUAGGAGGAGAAAAGGACUCAGCUUGAGGAGAAGGUCGCCAUUGGCGUCAAUUACAACGAGAACACUCUUCACUGAUGGUUGGAAAACGUCAGCCUCUAGAACCCCAUAUCAUACUAGCCAUACUCAAACAAAAACCAUGGAUCCAAACUACACAAAAGCCGAAACCAAACCCUUCAGCCUCCCAGACGGCCGCACCCUAACCUUUGCAGUCUUUGGCGCCGGCGCAGAGUCAUUCACCACCACCCCAUCCCCCACGCAUCAAAACCAACCUCGUCCGGCCGCUGCCGUGCUAUUCUACUUCCACGGCUUCCCCAGCAGCCACGAAGAAGCAUCAAUCUUCCACCACGCCGCACGUCGCCACGCCGUGCAAAUUAUCGCCCUCGAUCGACCAGGCCACGCGGGCUCCACGUUCCAACCGAACAGGCGCAUCCUAGACUGGCCUACCGACGUCCUCGCCGCCGCAGACCAUUUUCAGAUUCCCUGCUUCGGGGUCCUGGGUCUGUCGGGGGGCGCACCGUAUGUUUUUGCAUGUUGGAAAGCCAUCCCGCGCGAGAGGCUCGUUACGGCGGGAGUUUGUUCGGGCUUAUACCCCCCUGAGCUUGGGUACGCCGGCAUGCUCCUCCAGGGACGGGUGAUGUUGACGUUAGCACCGUGGAUUACGCCAGUCGUGGCGUGGGGUAUGGAGAUGUCGCUAAGCAGGGCGGCGAGAGGCGAGGCAAGACCCGGGAGGUUUGAGGGGAUCGUGCUGGAAGAUUUGAACACGAGGCCGGAGGUUGAUCGGGAGGUGUUGGAUGGGGAUGUUGGCGGGGUCCGGUCUGCUAUGCUUGCUAGUGUGCGGGAUGCUGUUUUGCCUGGGGGAUGGGGCCCGGCUUGGGAUGUCAAGUUGGCGGGGAGUUAUUGGGGGUUCGAGAUUGGGGAGCUUGAGGUUGAGGAUGGGGAGAUGGUUUGGUGGCAUGGGAGGGAGGAUGUGAAUGUGCCGGUUGGUCUUGCGGAACGGGCGGCGGAGUGUGUGCCUGGGGCGGAGGUGAGGUUUGUGGAGGGGGAGGGACAUGUUAGUCUUGUGGUGCGUAAAGCAGACGAGAUUAUGUCUACUCUUUCAGGCAUGCUGAGGAAGACAGAUUGA